UUAGGCAAAUUAAAGAUAACAAACGAAGCUCUUGCACUGCAUCAUGUAAACAGACUUAAAAGAAAAUGAAAGUUAUUGGUACUAACAGAAUUCAUUAAAAAUGAAGAUUUUAUGUUUGCGCAGAGAUGAAAAGCAGAGUGCUCCAGACUUGAGAAAGCCCUAAAUGACUAUUAAAAACAAGAAAACGUUGCUUUUGCUAUGGAGCCAACUGCCAACACAGAGCAAAGCCCACUUGGUACUGCCAACUAUUCAUGCGGUGGCUUAGCUAUUUCAGCCGGCACAGGUUCUUUCCACUGGUGUAUCCUUCUUCUAGAACUCUGUGGUACGCGUUAUUAAAGACGUUGUACGACCUCAGUGCACGUCUCAUUGCUCGCGCAGGCGUUCGCGGCGCUGUUCGGCAGGUACGACUUCCUCUCCCACGACCGAAUGACCCACUUCAUCGUGACAACCAUAUGCCGCUACCCUGUGACCCGGGCCAUUUGUCCAUGGAUCAUAAAUGUUAUCGCCGGCCAGCAGACUCGACCAAUCAAUGCGACUCGCAUGCCCGUUUUUCUAAAGGACACUCCUGCGGGGACAUCCUACAAGAAUAUGAAGCACAUGGGUCAGGUCUACACAACGAGGCGCUUUGGAAAGUUUGACUACGGAGCGCAGCGCAACAUAGAAGUCUACGGGAAGGCGACGCCCCCGGAAUACGACUUCCGACGCGUGUCGGCGCCUGUGGCCCUGUUUUGGAGCCAAGCGGACGCCCUGGUUUCGGCCGAGCACAUGGCUACCCUCCGUGAGAAGCUGCCCAAUCUGGUGCUCGACUUCCGGGUGGCGGACGAUCGGUUCAGCCACCAGGAGUUCGCCAUCGGAGUCACCGCCAAGGAAGCCGUGUACGAUGACUUGGUGGACAUCAUGAAGUGCUUCUCCGGACAGGGUUAGGAAGUGACGCGCGUUUACGAGCGGCUCGACAAGUAUUAUCCGGAAAAGUUGAUUCACUCGGACAGCGGCCAUCGCUACUCGAGGCGAUUGAUAUCAACACUAACGGGGUUAGAUUGCAAGCAUGUCAGAUUCAAGGAGUAAUUUGGCCCGUGGCCAAGGAGUGUCAUGCAAAGGUGCCUUAAGCGGACACUAGAGAUCAAAAUGGGUUGAGCUCUAUUAGUCGACUACCGUUAUAAAAUACCAGAAGGAUCACUACGAUCAUGAGAGGAGGCUUUAUGAGUCGGAAAAGAACAAAAAAAGAAAAAAAGAAAAAGAAGACACAAGUGGCGACGCCGUUUUCGAUUUGUCGCACCAGCCAUGACGUCAUGGAUUUUGGCAGCCUCUUCUCGGCUCUAGUGUUUUUUUUUGUUUUUUGUUUUUAAAUCGGUGAACAUGAACUAUAUUGCAUUCUAUAGGAGCGAGAGAGUGAGUUUUAGUUUAUGGAACAGUUUACUGCUCAACAACUGCCCAUAUGCGAGGAAUCGCGUCAAAAGUCAUGACGUCACGCUGACGUAUGGGCGCUGGGGCUUCGUUGAAAAGUUAUAAAAAUGGAAGUUUGAUCUUAAUUUUCUUUUUUAAUAAUAAAUACGCUACGGCGAAAUUAACGAACAUAAAGUUCUGAAAAAAUACUUUAUCAGAUAAAACUAACUUAGUGUUUCCCUUUAGUAUCCUCUUAUAAAGAUUUCCAGGGGUCAUGCAGGAACAUUACAUUGGACGGCAUUAUUUGAUGUCACGCAAACUAUUGCACACAUCUUUCGCAAUAUUCAAGAUAUACAAGUGUUAAGUAGAUAUUAUAGUGCUUUUUAUUUAUGCGGUUGUUUUGUUAUACAAUAGCGUUGCGACACAUUGUAUCAAUGGUUGUUGCUUUUAAUGUUAUUUUGUCAUGUUUUUGCGUUGUUAUGACUUUGAUACGUUGUAAAAUCAUUGUUUGGGCAUUAAUUGCAACAAGCUUUUUAUUCCACAUGAACUAUGUGUAUAAAAUGAUAGAGAUAUACGUAUAACAGUGUGUAGCCCUCCCUCUUCAUAGCGCAAGAAGUAGGUGGCACGCCGUCUUUGGGCGCGAACAUAUCCUUUUUAUCAUUCUAGUUAAGAAUGAAAAAGAGGCGCGGAUUUUUUUAGCAGAAAAUUUCAUAGGCGCUUCGUCGAUGGUGCAAGGGUGCUUUCGUUAGGUUCAGGGGCAGAGCUAAGAGACCCGCUUGAGGAAAACGAAGAAUCAAGCUGGAGCUGUAGACGUCGCAGUUAUGGUAUUAUCGUAUGACGUCACAGAUUCCACAAUGUCUUUCCGGAUAUGAAUGCUUUCGCACAGGAAAGGUCUGCAGGAGGUCCCAUGUUGGGUGUUUUGUUUCGAAGGAACGAUGAUAAUUUCUGACGAAAAUUUAACCAGCGCAAACUGUAGCCGUUGUAAGAGUCGUUAUUGUGAAAGGCAGGUGCUCUAGAGAAUACAGGUAGAACUCGGCUUCGCUAUUCAUAUUAUCUUAGGACACACUGACGCACCCCAAUAAGCUUCCUGGGAACAUUGCUGUGUGAGAAAUGCAAUACACCACUGAAAAAUUCUGGGAAGGCUAGUUCGUUCUUCGUCAUAGAUGUGGAGUUGUACUGCACAGUUGCAAUUAUGCCGUGCAAUUUCACGUCACUGAGUGAUCUGCGAACACCUAGCUUGACCUAGUUUGACCUAGCUGACUGAGUACCUCGCUCGUAUGUCCCGUCAACGUGAUUAGUAACAAAUGCCGUCUGAUCGAUGAUGGUUAUACAAUGUAUAGAGCCGCUGUGCCAACGCGGACGAGCAGUUGGGUAUGUGGACGGAAAGCGCAAGGGUUGGAGGUAUGCAGUGCAUUCAACUUUUUUUGUGUGUGUAUGUGGAUUGUGCCAAAGAAUAUUCCCGUUGAAAGCCAUAAAGACUGCCACUGCAGCUUGCAGGUUUCUCGAUCCGUCCGUACAAAUUGAAUGUCGCAGCUAGUGAUGUGACUGCCCACGGACCUACGCAUUCAAAAUAAACGGAUGAAGAU
This is a messenger RNA of Dermacentor silvarum, 2969 nucleotides long. RefSeq names its product lipase lipl-1. Lineage: Eukaryota; Metazoa; Arthropoda; Arachnida; Ixodida; Ixodidae. The coding region runs from base 427 to 924 and encodes 165 amino acids. The record is from RefSeq and is a predicted model, not a curated record. The transcript is spliced from 4 exons.